AUGCCCGCUUUGCCCUCGCCUUUCGCCAAAGGGGGAUGCAUUGUGUCAGCGCCAGUGGGGCCGGCCGGUUCCGCAGGGCCGGUGAAGUCGUCUUCGGGAAAGCUUGAGUCACUCAGGCUUGCUGGAGUGAAGAUUCCGAGUGUGCCGGGACAAAGCUGGGAUCAGAAACUCUCUGAGGCGAGGGAAGCAGCUUUGGCAAAGUGGCUAGGGAUUCUUGAAAGGUUCCCCGACGAUUUCGGUCUUUCUUUGUCGAUUCGGCUAGAUAAGGAGAACGGGCGAGACUCUGACUUGAAGUCGUCUUUGCAAGAUGUGUUUUCCCAAAAGGCGAGUGUCACGAUCUCAGGCCGUGCUGGGCCCCUUGCCAGGUACAUCAAGCACUGCCGAAGUUGCCAGGUUGUUCCUUUCCCUGUCACUGAAGCAGGGAUCUAUGCUUUCCUACAGGAUUAUGCAUCUCACGAGGCGCCCACUUUCGCCAGGAGUUUCUUGAGCAGCCUUGCUUUUGCAAAGUUCACUGUGAGCUUGAAAGUGAGUGAUGAAGUCUUCAGCCCCAGGGUCCGUGGGCUGUCGUCGAAGCUGUAUCUUGAAAAGAGGAAGACUCGGCAGAAGCCGUCGCUCAAAGUUGAUCAUGUGCGGAAACUGGAGGCCAUCGCUUCCGGCUCGAUCGUGCUAGAGCCUUCAGACCGGGUCGCUGCUGGCUUCUUCGUGUGGACCUUGUAUGCACGAGCGAGGUACUCGGAUGCCCAAGCUGCAGGUGCAAUGACUUGUGACUUAAGCGACACGCCGGACGGCACAGUCGGAUACCUGGAGUCCGCUGUUGAGCGAAGCAAGACUUCGUUCUCUCUGGAAAGAAAGGUCAGGUAUUUGCACAUGUUUGCUCCCAUCCAAGGUAUAGGUGAGGUGCCCUGGGGUGUCAAGUGGUUUGAGUUCUAUAAGGAGCAUGGGCCUCCUUUGGGGUCGGGCAAGCCCUUGCUUCCGAGCCCGCUCUCUGGCGGAGGGUGGCAAACAUCGCCGCUGGCGGUGGCGAGUGCCACGAAAUGGAUGAAGUCACUCUUGAUCCGUGCGGGUUGCGACAGGUCUUCCGUUGAACCGCUUGGGACGCAUAGUCUCAAGGCAACGACCUUGAGUUGGAGCGCCAAAUUCGGACUAUCCCGUGAGGUGAGAGCGGCCCUAGGCUACCACGCCAGGGGCCGUGAUGGGACCGAGCUCAUCUAUGGGAGAGACAACAUGUCUGCUCCUGUGCGCCAGCUGCAAGGGGUUCUGCUCGAGGUGUCGCGCGAAAGGUUCAUGCCGGACGCCACCAGGUCCGGUUACUUCGUGAAGCGCUUUGAAGAUCCAGAGGGGAUGCCCAUUCCUCCUGAGGAGGUCUUGUCGGAAUCUUCUUCCGAGGCCAGCGAGGAUGCCGAGGAUGUCGAUCAUGUAGCUGCGGAGGCGGCCACCGACGAAUUGGGAACAGAGACAGCCGUUUCAUCCAUGCUGUCGCAUCCGAAGAAGGCGACAAGUUCAGAUGCGGAAGAAGCAUAUCGACCAGGCCACGAGGUGCGGAUUCGAGAGUGUUCUGAGGACUUUCAGCAAUUUGUAGGAGUUUCACUAGCUCGGUUCCUGCUCCUGACGAUGGCUAACUACUCUGAGAGUCAAUCGGUUCUGCAGUCGCGAUUGAGUGUCGUGGGUUUCGCAGAAGAUGACGUUCAGAAAAUCCUGCCAGAGGGGCCGCUGAUGCAGGUGUUGAAAGACAUUCUGAAGCGAGACUUGACAAUUGCAGACAAGGCUAAUUGGCGUGCGGUUUACAAUGAAGCUUUUGCCAUUGUGACCGCGGAAAUGAAGCAGAGGAUUGAGAAGGCCGACCCAGAGUCGACCGUCAGGCCUUUGUCUCAGCCUGAGAGGUCUGAGAGGUACGAGCGGCAGGCCAAGAAGCUUGUCGGGAUUUCACUGAAAGGGCCUCUGGAGCCUGCCGAUGCACUUGUUGAUCUUGCUGUGGCUUCCUAUGAGGCAAAUGAGCUGAGGUACAUUCCGUGGGACCGGUGUGUGUCCAAGGAAGCUGAACUGGCUGGCGAGAAGAAACGCGAUGUCAGGUUCACUGUUGAGGAGUCUUCGGGAAAGCUUCGGAUCGAGCACAAACAGCCUGAUCUGGUUGCGGAUACUUCAUCGGAGAUUCUUGUUCAGCAGGCUCUCACCAGGAGAGCUUUGGCCAUGGAUCAGGCGAACCUGAUCGAGUUCAGUGUUGCUGAUAAGUGGACUCAACGCUUGAUGAAGGCCCGCAUGCAAGCGCCUGCGGAGCAUUUUGCCAGGCCCACUUGGAAGCAACUUGAGUCGGCAGAUCGGCAGCUGUUUGCCGAGCUUCGUGAUAAGACCAGGGCAGGAGUGCAGACUGUCGCAUCGGGUCGCCCGUUGGACACACUUCUGCCAGAUGCGAUGUACAUGAACGAAGUGUCAUGUUUAUUGCAACCUUUUCCGGCCCCUGCCCUAAAAGAUGUUCCCCAGAAGCCGGAUGCUCCCAAGUGGGAGAGGCCUUCUCCUUACAACAAAGGUGGAGGCAAAGGAAAGAAAGGUAAGCAGAGGUUCAUGACAAGGUUGCCCGCCGGCCUGGAGGGCUGCAGGUCUCACACCAAUCGUGGUGACCCAAUCUGUUUUGCAUUCAAUCUGGGAGGCUGCCCUACCAAAGGGCAGAAGUGCGAGAAAGGCCUGCACAUUUGCGCAGGUGCGUCGCUGAUGGCCGGUGCUCCAGAGAGUGUGCAUCAGCCGGCAGCGGGAGCCUCACAGGUGGAUGAUCUCCUAGAGGGAGUUCAUCGGCCGAGCAAUGCAUGCGCCGGCGGCUCUCCUCCGAGUGGUGUGGAGUGUCGUCUGCAGUCAGGUGUUGAUCGAGAGGAUCAUCACAUGCACAACGUUGGCUCUCACAGUGCCAUCUCCAGGCCAUCACCAGGUGUGGUGGAGGCCGCACGCAGCAGGUCCCCGAGGCCCCGUGAUGGGGCACAGUCGCAGAGAGGUUCUUCACAUGACGAGGGCCAUGUGAGUGCCGCCGAUGUUCUGCGGGUUUUCGAUGGUCUUCCUUCGGAUGCCUUGAAGAGGGGUGCCGAUGCACCUCUCCCAACUUCGAAAUCUUAUGCCACGGGAGCGUAUGUUCUUGGUGGUAAUGUAGGCCUGAAGGACAAUGCCUCAGCCAACCCGGAGGCGCUCAAAGUCUUUGCAAGGUUUGUGAGACAGCGUGCUCCGGGGUUUAAGUUUUCUUCGAUAAAUAUAUUUGAGGAUGUUCGCACUGAGCGCCAUCGAGAUCAGUGGAAUGCCAACUUGCAUAACUUGGCGAUUGCACUGACUGACUUCUCAGGUGGAGCUAUCUUUGUGGAGCAUGAAAACGGUCGAGACGUAUCCGACCUUAAUGGUGCACGAGGCUCUCGCUUGCAGGUUGCUAAGGGCCCUGUCCGAUUCAAUGCCAGACACAAUUGGCACUACACCGAGGCGUGGCAGGGCCGUAGAGUCUUGCUGGUUGCAUUCACCAUCCGUCAUGUCGAAUCGCUGUGCAAGGAACAUCUUGACUUUCUCCGCGAGUGUCAUGUUGAUGUUCCGGAAUGCGCGCCCGAGGGCGCGCGGUUGGCGCCUGCUGAAGCGUGUGCUCGUCAGCCGCCAUCCUUGACCUCCCCCGCAGCUCAGGAGUCGCUUAGGCCCUUGCCCGCUUCGGUUGUCCCCGCCGUUGACCCUAAGGAACCUGUGAGCGACCCUGCUAGUCCCUUGAAGCCCGGUUCUGCUCUCUAUGUCGAGAUAAAGUGUGGGUCCGGAUUGCUGCCGGCUCGGGUGCGGCGGGACGGAUUUCAAAUCAUAGCGCUUGAACAUUCUCGCCCCGCUGGGCGAGUGCACACUCACCUUGUCCCGGUGGACAUUGAAACGGAGUCGGGAUUGUUUCAAGGCUACUUUUUGCGCCGGCAAACCAUUCGCAUCGCCAAACUCUUGCUUGCAUCUGAUUCGCAUUGGAGUGUCUUGCAUCCCCUGGCGUCAGUCCUGUGGAAACAGCUCGACUUGCCCGACAACCUCCAUUGCGUGGACUUCUGUGCAGGUUGCUACGGGGCUCCCAGUCCUGUCAAAAUGCGUCUGUGCACAACCCAGGCCGCGCUGGCUGGCAUGCCGGUGCCAGCAUGUCGUUGUCGCCCCGGGCCCCAUGUUGCGGGCUCGCUUUCGCCAGAUGCCUUGUACACUUCGAAAUUCUGUGAUGUGUUUGCUGGCCUCCUGCAGCUGGCGGUUGGCCAAUCUGGCCUCUUACUUGAGCAUGCUCUUCCACUGCAGAGUUCGCGGCAUUCUGCCGUCGCAGCCGCUGGGCGGCAGCCGCGAUUGUCAAAAUUCCAGCCGCAGAUCGCCGAGUUUAAGUGCCAAGCCACGGUCCGUGAGUUUCCGUGGCCCCUUCCUUUGGAUAAUAAGGGCAAUCUCACCUGUGCCGUAGGGUCGAUCCCUCCUGGCUCCCGCCUUCUUCGCGUUGUGUGUGAUCGGGGGGUCGUCGGUGCGAAACAGGUCGGAAGCCUGUCAGGUGUGCCUUCAGCAGUUACCUUUGGCAUUUACCGCACGGAACAAGAGUUUGUGGCUCAGGCAUUGCAUAUCGAUCAUCCCUUCGACUUGUGCGUGGCAGUCCCAGACUUCAUGUUGAGAGCGUUGGCUUUUACCUUGAAAGAGGGCCCGGUUGGUGUGAUGAAGCACCGUCUGAAUUUGCUCCAGCAGUGGACUUCUUGGAAACGCGAUUUGGCUGGUGCCGAAGCAGAGCUGCAUGCUGCCAUGGAUCCUGGUGUGGCUUCUGUUAUGAAGGGCAAGAAUAUUUUGCUUUUGGAAAAAAUUGCAUCGUCUUUCGGAUGGCCUGACACUGAAGUCUUCGAACACCUUAAGCAUGGUUUUCCUUUGGUGGGGGAGUCGAGUCCUUCUGGCAUCUUCGACGUGGACAGAAAGCCGGCUCUGAUGACAAGGGCAGAGCUUGUGCAGCAUGCUAAAUUCCUUAGGCCUGCGCUGUGGGCGAAGGUGGCGAAUGCGGAGGUGGAUGAUUUAGCUCGGGAAGUGUGGGAUUCCACACAGCAAGAGAUGCUAGUCAAGGAGUGGCUAACCGGGCCUUACUCGUGGGACGAGCUGCAAGCCCGUCACCCAGAAGGCUGGCUUCCAGUGCGGAGGUUCGGCAUUGUGCAAAAAGCCAAGACGAGGUCGAUCGACGAUUUGGCCGAGAACUCUGUAAACUGCGCUUACGCUGUUUCCGAUCGGAUUUCUUUGAGGGCCCUUGACGAGUUGGUCUGGCUUGCGAUCACCCUCUUCAAGAUCUUCCUUGCAAAAGGCGAGGUGAGCAUCCCGUUGUCGGACGGUGACCAUCUUCGCUUUCCGGUGCAUUCUUUCUGGAGGGCCCUGAAACCCGAGGCGCUUCAGCCGAGCUUGAAAACAGUGGACUUGAAGAGUGCUUAUAAACAGUUGGCGGUUUCUCCACGAGACCGCUGUCUGAGCAUAGUGGCCAUCAAGGACCCGGUCUCGGGGCUUGCGUUUGGCUUCGAGAGCCGAACCCUUCUGUUUGGGGCCACCUCGUCGGUGGUCUCAUUCAAUCGCGUUGCAAGACUGCUCCAAAGGGUUCUGGUUGCCUUGCAGGUGCUCGCCUGCAACUACUUCGACGACUAUCCGGUGUUGGAGGUCCUGCCGCUUUGCAACAACACGCAGUCAACUAUCAGAGCUGUGCUGGACCUGGUGGGUUUCACAUGGGCAGAAGAUAAGGAUCUUCCCUUCAGCCAUGAGGCUGAGCUUUUAGGCGUUCGGGUUGACCUUGGUUGCUUUGGGGUAGUUAAGAUUGGGAAUAAGCCCGAACGUGCAACUUCCAUUGCUGACGCAGUGGACUCCGUCUUGAAAGCGGGCCAUCUUGAUCCGAAGACUCUGCCAUCAUUGUUCGGUCGCUUGCAGUUUGCAGAGGGUCAGCUUCACGGGCGAUUGGGCAGAUUGGCACUGGCCGACCUCAGGGCGUGCACGAUGAGUUCUCAGGCCAAAACCCUUGAUGCCACGGCUGUGCAGGCCCUUUGUAAUCUUAGGUCCCGGGUUCUUGGGGGUACCCCUAGGAUAGUCCCGGCUUGUGUGGGGUCUCGUCGUUCUGUGAUUUUCACAGAUGGAGCGUACGAGCCGACGAGUGAAACUCACCCCGCCACUGUCGGAGGAGUCUUGUACCAUUUCGACAACGGCGCGUGGUGCACUUUCUUCUUUGCAUGUGCUAUCCCUUUGAGCGUUGUACAGAGCUGGGAGGCUCUCGGGAAAAGGCAUUUGAUAGGCCCAGUUGAGAUGUAUGCAGUGGUAUGUGCGAGAGAAGCUUGGGCGAAGCACUUGGACAUGCAAAGGGUGACCAUGUAUGUGGAUCACUCCGGAGUGUUGGCCUCUUUGGUGAAGGGCUCUUCGAAAGACCCUUUGUGGAGGCAACUCUUGCUGAUCUUUGAGAGCUGCGACGCAGAGGCGAUGCUUCCUUGGUUUAGCCGCGUUCCAAGUGCAAGUAAUCCGGCCGAUCCUCCUUCGAGAGCUAAGUCAAUCUUUCCAGUCAGGGGGCAGGUGUGCAGAGUGUCGCCUCGAUGCCCGAUCAAAGGCAAUGCCACGAUUGAUCUCCUUCUUAAGUGGAUGGGGUGUUCGUUGGCGAUCCUCGUGUUCGCCAUCGAUCGGUGCGGGGAUGUCACGACUUCCCCCUUCGGCUUUGCCGGAAGGAAAAAGCGCCACAUCUGCUUGAGCAAUUUUCUUAUUCUUUAUAUACUUUGA
Messenger RNA from Symbiodinium sp. CCMP2592, 6729 nucleotides. Lineage: Eukaryota; Dinophyceae; Suessiales; Symbiodiniaceae. The record is from the annotation of a GenBank genome assembly.